Molecule: messenger RNA, 1756 nt
Organism: Rhipicephalus sanguineus (brown dog tick)
Lineage: Eukaryota; Metazoa; Arthropoda; Arachnida; Ixodida; Ixodidae
Product: organic cation transporter protein
Exons: 12
Coding region: 95-1714 (539 amino acids)
Biological process (GO): transmembrane transport
Cellular component (GO): membrane
Molecular function (GO): transmembrane transporter activity
Source: RefSeq, a predicted model, not a curated record
UCUGUCCGGCGAGCGAGCUGCUUCAAGAGUCCAGAAAGGCUCUCCGUUGGUGCAGAAGAAUCCGGAACUCGAGACCCCCAGUCCCCCUGUGGCCAUGAGCACGGUCGACGACAUCCUGGUACACCUGGGUCCCUGGCACUACCCGGUGCUGGUGUUCUGCUUCUUCCGAGGCUUCCCGGCUGCCUAUUACGCCAUGUCGCUCUCCUUCACGGCUCCCUCCCUGCGACACUGGUGCGCCAGACCACCGCAGCUGGGAAACUGGUCCACGGAACGGUGGCUCCAGGAAGCCGUACCUCUAACUCACGUGAAUGGAAAGGAGAUGCCCAGCCACUGCGACACGUACACGGUGGAAGUCCUCGGCAACGGCACUCUCACCAUUCUCAACGACACAACGGUGCGCUGCUCCAGUUGGGAGUACGAUUUAGAGGACCACACGAAUACGAUGACCAAUGACUUCAACCUCGUGUGCGACCGUGUGUGGCUCCGAGCAGCGUCGCAGAGUUUCUACAUGGCGGGCCUCAUGAUCGGAAACUUCAUAUUCUCUCAUCUUUCAGACUGGUACGGCCGGAAGCGAGCUCUGGUGUUCAUGACCCCUCUGCCCAUCCUGGCGAGCGUCGUGAUCUGUCUCUCUUCGAGCUUCCUCAUGCUCAACGUCGGCAGACUCGUGGCAUCUCUGGGCCUCGGCGGCAUCCUCAAUGUCACGUACACAUUGUCGAUGGAAGUGUUGUCGGCACGCCACAGGGCACUGGGCUCGCUCAUCGCCACUAGCGGUUGGACGACUGGGCUGCUGACAAUGACGGGUCUCGCCUGGCUCUUUCGAGACUGGAUGAUCUUCCAGGGUGUCAUCACGAUCGCUGCCACCUGCAGUGUCGUUAACUGGUUUUUUAUUCCCGAAUCUCCACGAUGGCUCCUUGCAAUGGGGAAGUACGACGAAGCCAGGAAAGAGCUCGAGAGGGCCGUUCGCAAGAACAAGGUGACGGGAGUCUCAGUCGAAGCAAUCAUCAAGGAUUUCAAGGACAAAAUCUCCCUGGACAAACUCGCGGCGAAGCCCACGUUCACGGAGCUCUUCCGAUCAAGAAGCAUUCGAUUUACGUCGUGUCUCCUCUCUAUCAAGUCGGUGCUGGACACGCUGGUGUACUACAACCUGACUUACUCGAGCAUUCUACUUGGAGACCCAUACCUCAGCUUUGCCCUGGUUGCUGCGGCCGAGUACCCGGGCAGACUUCUCGGCGUAGCCGCUGUCAACUACUUGCGUCGAAGGACCGCCUACAUCGCUCUGUAUUCCUUCGCGUCCGUCUGCUCCGCAGCCGCCAUCUUUGUGCCGGCGGAGGCCUCGUGGGCACUAAUGGCGAGCGCUCUGUUGGCCAAGAUGGGCCUCAUAGCGGCGCACUGCGUCUGCGUGGUCCAGAUGUCCGAGCUCUAUCCAACCAGGCUGCGCACCACCGCCAUGGGCUUCACAAUCACCACGAGCCGAAUCGGGGCGAUACUGGCGCCCUUCACCAAGGAACUGGGCGUGGUGUUUUUCCCCUGGGUGCCCAAGGUUGUCGACAUCACGGGGUGCGCCUGCCUCAUCCUCGUGUCCCUCCCGCUGCCAGAGACGUUCAACGAACCACUGCCGGACACGCUGCACGACAUCAAGAAGGCCAGGAAGGACAAGAAGGACAAAAACGCGGUGGACUCCUACGUCGCAGCCGAAGCUCAACCACUGCGGUAAAAAGAUCGAAAGACAGAGGCUCUCAAAACAACUGACACUUUC